Messenger RNA from Oncorhynchus keta (chum salmon), 1591 nucleotides. Its product is annotated as TIP41-like protein. NCBI's taxonomy places the organism in Eukaryota, Metazoa, Chordata, Actinopteri, Salmoniformes, Salmonidae. Gene Ontology annotation, cellular component: cytosol. The transcript is spliced from 8 exons. Gene Ontology annotation, biological process: TOR signaling. The coding region runs from base 287 to 1114 and encodes 275 amino acids. The record is from RefSeq and is a predicted model, not a curated record.
GGUUCAAGCCUCUGUGUGAGUCGAAUCAGGAGGAAGUACUGCUCGCUAAGCAGCGUGACGUUAGCCUAUAGAAAGAUUUCUAAAUGUAUUUUGCAACGCUCGUGCACGCGACACGAACGGUGUAGUCACCCUGUUUGACAUUUUUCUAACUUGACGUCGUCUUCAGUCCAGUCAGAGUUCAUUGAAGAACAGGAAGUUACCAAACCACAGAAGAUGAAAAUAUAUGGUAUUCGGUGAUGGCUUUAUGGGUUAGCUAGCAAUUUGUAAAUAAUUACCUAUUCCUUUGAUGUUUGCCAAUUUGUCAGCCAUGAUGACCCAUGGGUUUAAGAGCAGUAAGCAAGACUUCACAUUCGGACCAUGGAAAGUAACUGCUGCAAAAACCCACAUUAUGAAAUCUAAGGACAUUGAACGGUUAGGGGAGGAGAUGCACAUGCCCUCGCUCCCAGAGAUGCUGUUUGGGGACAACAUCCUACGCAUCCAGCACACAGACGGUUAUGGCAUUGAGUUCAAUGCCAUCGAUGCCCUCAAGAGGGUCAACAACAUGCAUGACUCUGUGAAAGUGGCCUGUGCACAGGAAUGGCAAGAGAGCAGGGCUGAUUCUGAACACUCCAAAGAGGUAGUUAAACGCUACGACUGGACAUACACCACAGACUACAGAGGCACCUUGUUAGGAGAGGACCUGCAGAUGACGGCGACAGAAACGUCGGAGCGCAUUGACAUGGAGAAACUGAAGGCGCGAGAGCAGAUCAUGUUCUUCGACGACGUGCUUUUGUUUGAGGACGAGCUGCACGACCACGGAGUGUCCAUGAUCAGCGUCAAAAUAAGAGUGAUGCCCACCAGUUUCUUCCUGCUUCUGAGGUUCUUCCUGCGAGUGGAUGGAGUUCUGAUCCGUAUAAACGACACGCGGCUCUACCACGAGGCUGGAAAGAAUUACAUGAUCAGAGAGUAUAGUACUCGAGAAAGCAACAUUUCAGAAUUGCAGAACGUCCCUGCUGCUCUGUACACCGACCCCAAUGAGAUCUCCCAGCACUUAACCCUGAAACUGACUAAGUGUGAAAAGCUGGAGCUCCCUGAGACAGGCCCUCAGCCAGGGAACACAGAGGCCCUCCAGUGAUGGAGAGCAGGCUGGGCACUAUGACUGGACAUCACAUUCACUUGUGUCUGGACUUAAGACAAGGGCAGGCCAACCAAGGAAGAGUUUACCCUCCCUCCCUUUAUUUUGUAUAAACUGAGAACACUGCACCUGCCUCCCUCCACACAACAAAAACAAAGUUCAUAGAACUUAAUUUUGGUCAAGUGGCCUCUUAUUUUGAGUGUUAUUUCACAUUUCCUCUAUGUAAAUGUUUUGGUUGGAAAAUUGUGAUAAUUGCGUCUUUUCUAUUAGAACACCACAUAAUAGUUGUGUUGAAUUCUAUGUAACGUAGUCUGAUACUUGAAGGUUGUGCUAUGUUAAAUGCAUGCAGCGUUGGCUUGGAUAUCACAGAGAUGGCUACACUGAAAAAAAUAUAUAAACACAUGUAAAGUGUUGGUCCCAUGUUUCAUGAGCUAAAAUAAAAGAUUGCAGACAUUUUUCAUAUGCACAAAAAGCUUA